UAAGAUGCCUUCACAGUGAAAGUUCUCACAAGUAAAUAAACAUUACGAAAGUUUUCCCCGUUUUCCCCUCGAACAGUCGCAAUUUUUGCGUGAUGUGAUGGUGGCCACCUGCAGUGCCGGGUUUUGCCAGCAAGAGCUGGGUGCUGGGAUAACGUGGUUUCUCUUUCCACCCCAGCCAAACCGCAAGCGUAUCUGGAUGCAGCGCCUGCAGGUAAAGGAAGAUCCGCAGCGACCGUACAUGUUGGCCUGCAGAAAACAUUUCUCUGAGGCACAGUUUCGUAAUUCUGUCAAUGGUAAACAAUUAACUAGCGAUGCCGUUCCCGACAUGUUCAUUGUUGAAGAAGAAGACUGUCAAGACACUGCGUCGCUGGAGGAACCGAUUCCGUCCCCUCUUGUUGAAAAGCCUCUUGUUGAUUCGGUGUGUCGCUUAUGUUUAGUUCGAAGUGACAAUUUACAAACACUUUUUCCAAUGAAAGAAACAGACGAUUGCAUUGGUCCGUCAAUAGUUUUACGUACUUUGGGAGUAAAGAUUGAAUUAAAAGCGGAUCUACCGAGUGGGUGCUGUCUGACCUGCAUAAACACGAUCAAAAGUAUCAGGUGCGUUCGCGAACGCUUCCAGGAAACGGACUGGGCAAUGCACCAGAACUUUGAAGCGGCCGUGGAAGCAGCAAACCAAACAGAAUCACCGACUCCAUCAGAAACUCAGGCAGAAAAUGCCGACACGUUGCAGCUCGAAAUUUAUGAAGAAGCCCGGGACGGCGAACAGGCAGACGAUGACACGGAACUCACGGUUGUGGAAGUGGAAGAUUUGCGCUAUGUUCAACCAAUGGCGAAGAGAAGUCGCCUAGGGAACUCUCGGUGACCCAAAGAGGUAAACCGGGGUGAAUCUCGGUUGAAGGUUCCUAAAAUCAACGGUUAUCCGAAUGUUUUUUUAACAUUGUGUGAAAUGUUAUUUUUGGUUAUUUUAAUCUGUCUAUGUGUGCAAAAAUAUAAUAGAAAUACUCGAUCGAUUCAAGUUCAAUCAAAAAUAGAGCAUCGUAUGCUAUGCUCGAAUAAUCAAAACAUGCACAACAGAUCGAAUAAUGCUCUCGAAGACAGCAAUAACAUAAAGAUAUAAAUCUAGAACUGCGGAUUCAUGUUUUUCUAAACAUUUUAUAAAUAGAAUAUUCAUAUAUUUUUUGAAUCACAAAA
Molecule: messenger RNA, 1191 nt
Organism: Wyeomyia smithii (pitcher-plant mosquito)
Lineage: Eukaryota; Metazoa; Arthropoda; Insecta; Diptera; Culicidae
Exons: 3
Coding region: 98-862 (254 amino acids)
Cellular component (GO): nucleus
Molecular function (GO): zinc ion binding
Source: RefSeq, a predicted model, not a curated record